AUGAGUAUCUCAGAAGGGAAGAUAGCAGACGUAGUAAGAGCACGAAAGGUUAUAGAGCCAAUAAUUGUUCAAGUAAGUAAUGUACAAUCAGUAGAGAAAACACAAGACGUAGUAAAAGCAAAAAUACAUGAUAAUAAAUACCAAAUUACUACUAUUUUCAAGCUCAAAGACACUGGCUUGUUAAAGAGAUUAAAAGACUUUAUGCUUAUUAAAGUUAUACAAGGAAGCGUUCAUGUUCCACAAAAUAUUACUAAAACCCUUGUUGUUGCAAUUUCAAACUUUGAGAUUGUUGAUGCAACAUUAAAAAAGUUUAUUAAUACACGUCAAUUAGAAAAAAUUGAUCAUUUAGAUAAAGUUGGUACUGCCCCAAUUGUGAAAACUGGAGUUCCUGUUUCACACCAACAAGCUGCACCAGCAGAUCUUUCUAAAGGAAAGGUUACACCCUUUUCAUUAUUGACUACAUUUGGUUCUAAAUUAAUUAUUAAAGGAAGAGUAGUAUCAAAGAAUGAUAAGUUUAAGUAUGCUAAAGGAAAUUUAUUUAGUUUUGUACUUCAAGACAAAGAUGGUGCUGAAAUUAAAGCCACUUGUUUUAACGAUGUAUGUGAUGAAAAAUUUGAUCAAAUUAAAGUUGGAGAAACUUAUUAUAUUACUAAAGCUGAUUACAAACAAAGUAAUGGGAAAGGAUAUAGAAGUGCUAAGAUGAUUGAUUUAGAUAUGAUCAUUGGUAAAUAUACUAUAAUUCAGAAAAGUUCUGAUGAAGUACCAAUGAUUAGUUCUAUUGUUCCAAUUGCUGAUUUAGUUGAAUCACCUGUAGAUGCUACUUAUGAUAUUUGUGCGUUUUUAGUAGAUAAGGGGCCAGAACAAACAUACAAAAAUGAGAAAGCAAAAGUUACAUUAACAUUUAUGGAUCAAUCAAGUUAUGCUGUUGAAGUAGAUUUUUGGAAUGAGGAUAUUGAUAAAACAAAAGAUAUGGAAAAUGGAGUUGUUUAUGUAUUAACUUCAUUGAGAUUACGAGAAUUUAAAUAUAAAACACUUACUGUUACUAAAGCCACUAAAAUACUUUCUAAUACAGAUAUUGAACAAUAUGAUGAAGCAUCUUUAGUGAAUAAGUUCAUUCAAGAACAUACUACUACUGAAGGAAUUACUGUAAGCGAUUUAAGAUAUCUUGCAAAUGAAACUACAGUAGAAUUUAAAGCAGGAGAUGUUAGAACAGCUGAUCAAUUGUAUUGUUUAAGAAAACUUGAAGAAAAAACAACUGAAACUUCAGAAGAUGUUAAAGCAAAUGUAUAUGGAUAUUUUACUAUGUUUAAAGUAGAUAGUGGAUUUUGUUAUUUAUCAUGUCCUGAUUGUAAAAAGAAGAUUGCUGAUGGUUCUACAUUUUGUGAAAAAUGUCAAAAAGAUAUUCAACCAAUGAGACGGUUUAUUGUUCGUGCAAGUAUUGCAGAUUCUACUAGUAGUGUUUGGGUUACUAUAUUUGAUGAAGAAAUGAAAAAAAUUAUUGGAAAAAGUGCAGAUGAAAUGUAUGAAAUGAAUGAACAAGAUUCAGAAUCAUUUGAAAAUCUAUUUAAACAAUUAACAUUUAUUGAAUGUAGAUUCCAUUUAGUAUGUAAAAAAGAUGAAUACAAUGGAGAAACAAGAACAAGAUAUACUGUAAAUUUCAUUCAAAUAUUAGACAGUAUUGCUAGUGGAACUGAAGAAAUGAAAAAUUUAGAAAGAAUGGCAAAUGAUAUGAAAAAUGGAAUUAUUGGAAUGGAGGAAGGACAUUAA
This is a messenger RNA of Entamoeba dispar SAW760, 1767 nucleotides long. Its product is annotated as replication protein A 70 kDa DNA-binding subunit, putative. The transcript has a single exon. The coding region runs from base 1 to 1767 and encodes 588 amino acids. The record is from RefSeq and is a predicted model, not a curated record. NCBI's taxonomy places the organism in Eukaryota, Evosea, Mastigamoebida, Endamoebidae.